AUGUCGUCUUUCGGUCGUUUCUUCACCGUUACCACUUACGGUGAGUCGCACUGCAAGUCUGUGGGGUGCAUUGUGGAUGGUGUUCCUCCAGGAAUGAGCCUCACAGAGGACGAUAUCCAGCCGCAAUUGAGCAGAAGAAGACCAGGCCAGUCCAAGCUGUCAACGCCUAGAAACGAAAAAGACAAAGUCAUGAUCCAGUCCGGAACGGAGUUCGGCAAAACGCUGGGAACCCCCAUUGGUAUGGUUGUGUUGAACGAGGACCAAAGACCUCACGACUACAACGAAAUGGACUUGUACCCAAGACCAUCGCACGCGGAUUUCACCUACCUGGAAAAGUACGGCGUGAAGUCAUCUUCCGGUGGUGGCCGCUCUUCUGCUAGAGAAACCAUCGGCCGUGUUGCUGCCGGUGCCAUUGCUGAGAAAUUUUUGAAACAGGUGUCGAAUGUUGAAAUUGUUGCGUUCGUGACUCAAAUCGGCGCCAUUAAGAUGAACCGCGACCCCUUGGAUAGCAAAUUUCAGCACAUUUUGAACACCAUCACCAGAGAAAAAGUCGACAGCAUGGGUCCGGUGAGGUGUCCUGACAACACUGUCGCUGAAGACAUGGUCCACGAGAUCGAAAAAUACAGAGGCAACAAAGACUCUAUUGGCGGUGUGGUGACUUGUGUUAUAAGAAAUCUACCAGUGGGAUUGGGAGAGCCAUGUUUCGACAAAUUGGAGGCUUUGCUCGCCCAUGCCAUGCUUUCUAUUCCAGCCUCAAAGGGUUUCGAGAUCGGUUCUGGUUUCGAGGGUGUGCAACUGCCCGGCUCCAAACAUAACGACCCAUUCUACUUCGACGAAGACACCAAGAAAUUGCGUACCAAAACCAACAAUUCUGGUGGUACCCAAGGUGGGAUUUCCAACGGUGAGAACAUCUACUUCUCGGUACCUUUCAAGUCUGCUGCUACAAUUUCCCAAGAGCAAAGCACAGCAACCUACAACGGUGAAGACGGUGUGCUGGCCGCUAAGGGUAGACACGACCCCUCUGUUACGCCCAGAGCCGUCCCCAUUGUCGAGGCUAUGGCUGCUCUAGUGCUCGCUGAUGCGUUGUUGCUCCAGAAGGCUAGAGAGUUUGGAAUGAAGAUUGUGAAAUGA
Molecule: messenger RNA, 1131 nt
Organism: Lachancea sp. 'fantastica'
Lineage: Eukaryota; Fungi; Ascomycota; Saccharomycetes; Saccharomycetales; Saccharomycetaceae
Source: the annotation of a GenBank genome assembly